This is a messenger RNA of Pseudogymnoascus destructans, 1363 nucleotides long. It is a transcript of the gene ADHFE1, whose product is annotated as Hydroxyacid-oxoacid transhydrogenase, mitochondrial. Gene Ontology annotation, cellular component: mitochondrion. The transcript has 3 exons. Gene Ontology annotation, molecular function: metal ion binding; alcohol dehydrogenase (NAD+) activity. The record is from RefSeq and is a predicted model, not a curated record. Bases 115 to 1212 code for a protein of 365 amino acids. Lineage: Eukaryota; Fungi; Ascomycota; Leotiomycetes; Thelebolales; Thelebolaceae.
CUCCGCUUAUACCCCAUUUAUAAACCCCUCCCCCUCCCCAGCUCCAUAUAUAUAUUUUUUUGCUACUCCUCUUCUUCAACAAAUAUCCUAUAAUCACAAGAUAUCUCCUCCAAAAUGGCUUCCGCUAUCCGUGUUGCGCCCACUAAAGCGGCGCGGGCGAUGAGUUUGCUUCGUACAGUCCAAUACACUCACCCCCCAAGCUGUCCUUGCCACGGCAAUCCGUCUCAUCACCAUCAUCAUAAGCCGUCAAACAGCCUUCUCAGCCAUGCCAAGCGGAAUCUGCAGCGUAACUAUGCCACUCCCGUGGACCUUUCCCGUCAGAAAGAGUAUGCUUUCGAGAUGGCCGCUUCUUCUAUCCGGUUCGGCCCCGGUGUAACUAAGGAAGUCGGCAUGGAUUUCAAGAAUAUGGGAGCCAAGCGUGUUUGCGUAGUGACGGAUAGCACGGUCAAGCAUCUCAAUGCUAUGAAGCAAGUUCAAGAGGGUCUGGACCAAGAAGGAAUCGAUUACAUAGUUUAUGACGGCGUCAGAGUCGAGCCAAAGGACACUUCCAUCAAAGAAGCCAUCGCCUUCGCGAAACCCUACCAACCCGACGCCUUCCUCGCCGUCGGCGGCGGCUCCGUCAUCGACACCGCCAAGCUCAUGAACUUGUACACCUGCUACCCCAACGCCGACUUCCUCGACUUCGUCAACGCCCCCCUCGGCAAAGGUCUCCCCAUCGACAAACCCCUCCUCCCCCUCAUUGCCGUCCCCACCACCGCAGGAACCGGCUCCGAGACCACCGGCUCCGCCAUCUUUGACCUCGCCUCCGCGCGCGCGAAAACCGGCGUCGCUCACCGCGUUCUCAAGCCUACGCUGGGUAUAUGUGAUCCACUUAACACACGCACCAUGCCCUCCGCCGUCCACGCCUCGAGCGGUCUAGACGUCCUCUGCCACAGUCUCGAGAGCUGGACUGCCAUCCCGUAUAAUGAGCGUAUGCCCCGCCCGCAAAACCCGAUUAAUCGUCCCGCGUACCAGGGCGCGAAUCCUAUUAGUGAUAUCUUCUCCCUCCAGGCUCUCAGAUCGACGGUUAAGUACCUGCCCCGCGCGGUUAGGGACCCAGAUGACCACGAGGCGCAGAGCGAGAUGCUCCUCGCUGCCACACUUGCCGGCGUCGGUUUCGGCAACGCUGGCGUGCAUCUUUGCCACGGUAACCAACUUUCCUCUCCCACCUAGCAUCCUCGCUAAUUUAGCAAGGCAUGUCCUACCCCGUCUCCGGCCAAAACCGCGGGUACAAACACACCGGCUACAACGUCCCCUACCCCAUUAUCCCCCACGGCGUCUCCGUCGCCGUCACCGCCCCCGCCGUCUUCCGCUUCACCGCCGC